AUGUUUUUUUUUGUAAAAACUGUUCUGAAAAAAUCGUCUCUAUCUCAUGCGAAAGUUGCUGAGUUAUUGCAAACUUCGCCGGAACAGUUGCAGUUGCUUUUGAAAGACUUCAAUUGGACUGUUCUGAUUCCUGCAUUCCCUCCUUUGAAUGAGGAAGGAAUAGAAAGAACCUGGCAAACCAUUAUCCAAGAGCUCAGCAGUUCUUUCUCUAACCAUCUUGACAUCCUUGACGAAUGUCAAGCCUGGAAUGCUGCAAUGGACGAGGUUAUGCCUUGUGUUCGGUUUUCGUUGCAUGAUUUGAUCUACUACACGAAAUCGCUGCGAGAAUGCAUUGAUAAGAAGACGCAAAUAAUUCAUUCUCGAUACAUAGAUAAGGCUAGGCUGGAAAGAAGGUUGUCUGCGAAAGGAAUUGUUGAUCAGGACACCUUUGACUUGAAUAGGUGUGCUAUUUAUAAGAGAAUAAAACGUGUGCUUUGGUCGAAAGACUCCACAGUGUUCCGACACUUGUGUUUCCCUCUGAAUGCUCGAGAGCGAUUUUCUUCAGAAAAGCUACAACUUCUCGAGGCCUGUUACCGUCGCUUGCGAACGCAUAUUGACGGCAAUGAGCUUAUGACAUCUCUACCAAGAGUGGCUUUCGAAGCAGAAUGCAUUAGUGAUGCUUUUGAAGGGAUACGUGCGAGGUUGCCAUCACGACCGCUUCUUGCAGAAGCAGCAGCAACUUUGAAGAGUGACACUGUUCCUCAGAAAUUGGCACGACGCAGUGACCCUUCCUUGGAUAAAGCAUACCGAGCUUCGUCAUUAAUUCCCGCCUUCCGCUUUAUGGGCAAGGAUGCUGCUGAACGCGAGCUUUCUUGGCAGCCGAAUGACUCUCUCAAAGACUCAGCUCGGCUCCGCUCACUAGAUCAGGAACACGAUAUGACUACAACUGAACACUGUUCUUACGACAUUUUCGGCGAUUUAGUUGACGAGACAAUUUUAGCUGGAAAUAUCAAUACAAACAAUCAUGAAGGAGAAACACUACCGCAACGCCGGGUUGUCCCGUCUUCUUCGCAUGCUCUUUCUGCUCAACAUUCACCAGAGCCUGAUAAGUUCUUGUCAGAAAAGGAAGAAAAUAGUUUCAAAGAACUCGAAAUUUCUAUCCCUUCUUCAACAAACGCAUGUCCGAAAAGUGCAAAAGUCCAAGAUGAUGGUUGUAUCAGCGAUCUGUUUUCAAAGGAGGGGUGGAUGAGAUUUUUAAAAUAG
This is a messenger RNA of Strongylus vulgaris, 1242 nucleotides long. Lineage: Eukaryota; Metazoa; Nematoda; Chromadorea; Rhabditida; Strongylidae. The record is from the annotation of a GenBank genome assembly.